UUAACAGCUCGUUUUUAUGAACAGCACUUACAAACAGAAUGCAACGCCUUUAGAGCCAUUGAAAACUACAGCAUGGCUAUAAAGAAGGCCUGAUGUCCUCAGUGUUCAGUCUGAGUCUGGACCAGGAGCUCAUCAUGACUAACGGAGUGAAUGGAGGACUCGGUGGUCUGCUGGCAGAGAGGUCAAGUGGAGCUCCGAGGAGGAGAUUCAAAAGAUACACAACAGGAACUUACAUCGGACUUAUUGCUUGCGCAAUUCAAGGUUCACCAGACAAAAUGCUCACGUUCAAACAGAUAAUGAAAAAGCUGGAACCAUUUGUCUUCGGGGACAAAAGGGGAAUUGAGAACAACAUCAGAGUAUGUCUUUCAUCAAACAGGUGUUUUGAAAAGGUGCCAUUCGAUCCGAAUUAUCCAAAUCCUAAAAAGAACUUCUGGAAAGUGAAUGAAAAUGGCAUUACUCCAAAAAUGUUUCGCCGGCAUUUCAAAUAUCUAAUCAACAUAUUCCCUGGCCUGUCGAUUCCGACACAAGCGGUGGAUGAGUGUAAAGACAAUUCUCAUGCUCCUGAGCCCCUUGCCUGCAAGGUCGCAGAAAGCAAAAGUGUAGGCAAAUUUACAGGCCCCUUUUCCAUAGAUUCAUUAUUGAAGAGCGACCGUGAAGUGAAGCGCAUGCGCAGCACGAGUUUGGAGGAACGUGUGCACUACGGAGACGCACAGCGUGGUACGGCCAAGAGAAAAAAUGUUUAUGAAUAUGAAGCAGUGGAGUGUUAUAACCCUGUUUCAGUUGUAGGACGUGAACUAGCCUCAGCGAAAAUACCUCUUCUAUCUUCUGGACCUCAGCACGGACACUCUCUGCCUCCACAUAUCACAUAUAAUCACCAUGUUCUCUUCAGCUCUCCGUUAAUGUAUAGGCCUACUAGAUAUGUCAGCUGGUGAACAGCCAGAGUGACCACAUGUAGCCAAAUGGGAAGAAAUUGCACUUUAUUUUUGUUUUGUUUUUGCUUUUUAAUAAACCAAUCCAUUUCA
This is a messenger RNA of Carassius auratus (goldfish), 1022 nucleotides long. Its product is annotated as forkhead box protein Q1. Gene Ontology annotation, biological process: regulation of DNA-templated transcription. The coding region runs from base 93 to 932 and encodes 279 amino acids. The transcript has 3 exons. The record is from RefSeq and is a predicted model, not a curated record. NCBI's taxonomy places the organism in Eukaryota, Metazoa, Chordata, Actinopteri, Cypriniformes, Cyprinidae. Gene Ontology annotation, molecular function: sequence-specific DNA binding; DNA-binding transcription factor activity.